Notothenia coriiceps (black rockcod) is the source of this 1137-nucleotide messenger RNA. RefSeq names its product GDP-mannose pyrophosphorylase B (gene gmppb). Gene Ontology annotation, biological process: GDP-mannose biosynthetic process. The coding region runs from base 166 to 1137 and encodes 323 amino acids. The transcript is spliced from 10 exons. The record is from RefSeq and is a predicted model, not a curated record. Lineage: Eukaryota; Metazoa; Chordata; Actinopteri; Perciformes; Nototheniidae. Gene Ontology annotation, molecular function: mannose-1-phosphate guanylyltransferase (GTP) activity; GTP binding.
AGCUGCUUGACCGGAAACUAAACAAGGAAUUCGGAUUUGAACGAUUUUACGUGUCAUUCCCAGAGUCUCAAACCUCCUGGACACUUUUGGUGAACAAAAUCCCAGCUGGUUGCUGUGCGUUGAUGAGCUGUGGUCACCUUGGUAGCGGUUGCUAACGGCAGAAGCAUGAAGGCUUUGAUCCUGGUCGGAGGUUACGGGACGCGACUGAGACCGCUCACCCUCAGCGUCCCAAAACCUCUGGUGGACUUCUGCAACAAACCAAUCCUGCUGCACCAGCUGGAGGCAUUGGUGAAGGCGGGGGUGGACCAUGUGAUUCUGGCGGUGAGCUACAUGUCGGAGCUGCUGGAGAGAGAGAUGAGAGUCCAGGAGGAGAGACUUAGGAUUCGUAUCUCUCUGUCUCAUGAGAAGGAACCUCUGGGCACAGCCGGCCCCCUGGCGUUGGCUCGAGAGCUUCUGAACAUCGACAACGAGCCGUUCUUCGUCCUGAACUCAGACGUUAUCUGUGACUUUCCGUUCAAAGACCUGCUGCAGUUCCACAGCAACCACGGCAAGGAGGGGACAAUCGUGGUGACGAGGGUGGAGGAGCCCUCUAAGUACGGCGUGGUGGUGUUUGAGGCGGACAGCGGCAGGAUACACCGCUUUGUGGAGAAACCACAGGUCUUCGUCUCCAACAAGAUCAACGCUGGCAUCUACAUCUUCAAUCCCAGCAUGCUCAGCAGGAUCCAGCUAAGACCAACAUCUAUAGAGAAAGAGAUAUUUCCUGUCAUGGCAGAGGAGGGGCAGCUGUACACGAUGGAGCUACAAGGUUUCUGGAUGGACAUCGGUCAGCCUAAAGACUUCCUCACAGGGAUGUGUAUGUACCUUCAGUCGCUACGGCAACACGCUCCUGAGAGGCUACGCACGGGACCCGGUUUCCUUGGCAACGUUCUUGUGGACCCCACAGCGCAGAUCGGGGAGAACUGCACCAUCGGGCCGAACGUCACCAUCGGUGCGGGGGUGGUGGUGGAGGAAGGCGUGAGGAUAAAGCGCUGCACGGUGAUGAAGGGGGCGCGGGUCCGAUCUCACUCCUGGCUGGAGAGCUGCAUCGUUGGGUGGAGCUCCUCUGUGGGCCAGUGGGUGAACAUUAAGAAAUCAUAA